Messenger RNA from Moneuplotes crassus, 769 nucleotides. NCBI's taxonomy places the organism in Eukaryota, Ciliophora, Spirotrichea, Euplotida, Euplotidae. The record is from the annotation of a GenBank genome assembly.
UAAAUAUAAAAUAUGAGCUUUGGAGCCCCUAAAGGAGAGAAAUUACGCGACAGAUCUCUUUUAACACCUAGUCUUUCUAUGAAUUCUCUUUCUCUAUUCAAGGAUCCCAAACUAAGUACAAUCAGCAUGCUUCGUAAGGUAAAUAAACUCAAUGAAGAUGAGAAAGUCCAGUUUGAAGAGAAGGACUUUUGUCAGCUCUGCGGAGCUGAGUUCAAGAAGUUUCUCAAGCCAAGACAUCAUUGCAGAACAUGUGGGAGAUCAGUAUGUAGCAAAUGAUGUAAAGGAAGCGGUGAGAAUAGAAUCUGAGAUAUGUGCAUUACUGAAGACGAAAAUAAAGAGCUCAAGAACACUUAUGAAGGCGUUCUUGAAGAAAAGCAAAAUCAGUUGGAAGCUCUUCGUCAAAACAUCAUCAGCUUGGAUAAAAGGACAGCUGAGAAAAAGCAGCAAUUAGAAAUCAACAAAAAUAACUUAAAAGAGGACUUGAAGAAAAAGUUAAAAGAGACGAAGGCCCAACUCAGCAAUGAAAUUGAGAAAAAUGAGACUCUCAAAGCCGACCUUGAAAUGAAAAGAGAAGAGCUGCUCAAGAGAAAAGAAGAGCUUACCAAUAUUGAAUACAAUCUUGGUAAGAAAAAGACUUUCCUAAAAACCAAGAAGGAAAAAUUAGAGGAGAAGGAACUCGAACUUGAGAAAAUCAGAGCUAAACUUCUCAAGUAUCAAGAGGGUGGCUAAACUAUAUAUACUUUAUAACUUUCAAUAAUCUUCCUGAAAA